This is a messenger RNA of Polypterus senegalus (gray bichir), 6156 nucleotides long. RefSeq names its product exocyst complex component 6B (gene exoc6b). Gene Ontology annotation, biological process: exocytosis; Golgi to plasma membrane transport; intracellular protein transport. The record is from RefSeq and is a predicted model, not a curated record. Gene Ontology annotation, cellular component: exocyst; membrane. The transcript is spliced from 24 exons. Lineage: Eukaryota; Metazoa; Chordata; Cladistia; Polypteriformes; Polypteridae. Bases 85 to 2535 code for a protein of 816 amino acids.
CGUUCCCUGCGAGGAACAAGGGCGGGGCGGCGGUUUGUUUUGGGGUAGCUGACGCAGACCGCGCCGAGACCGGGACAUGGAAAGAUGGCGAGUUUGGAAACAGCAGCAGAGCAUGAGCGGAUUCUCCGGGAAUUGGAAAGCACAGACUCUAAUUGUAUCGGACCAACCCUACGGUCAGUUUAUGAUGGUCUGGAACAUGGCCACUUUAUGGACAAACUGGAAGCACGUAUCCGCAAUCAUGACCGAGAGAUUGAGAAAAUGUGCAACUUCCAUUAUCAGGGCUUUGUAGACUCAAUUACAGAACUGCUUAAAGUCCGGGCUGAAGCUCAGAAGCUCAAGAAUCGAGUGAUUGACACCAAUACACGGCUGCAGAAUGAUGGAAAGGAGCUGAUUUCUGUUGUGGAGGAGCUGAAAAAAUGCAGAUUACAGCAACGGAAUAUUGCCUCAACAAUUGACAAGCUAACUCUCUGUCUGCCAGUUUUGGAAAUGUAUAGUAGGCUUCAGGAACAGAUGAAAACUAAAAGACACUACCCUGCUCUAAAAACCUUGGAACAAGUGGAGCACCAUUACCUGCCCCAUGUUAGCCAGUACCGUUUUUGCAAGAUUAUGAGUGAUAACAUUCCUCGCUUGCGCAUGGAGAUUAAGGAUGUAUCAAUGUCUGACCUGAAAGAUUUCCUGGAAAGCAUUCGCAAGCACUCUGACAAGAUUGGGGAGACUGCCAUGAAACAGGCCCAGCAGUUAAGAACCAUGGACACUGCCCUCUCCCAUCAGCAGAGGGCAGGCAGCAGGCGAGCAAAGAAAGAAACAGCACCAGUUACAGAGCUGGAGAGUGAUAACACAAGCCCCAUGUCUGAAAAAGACUCUGGAAUACUUGAUGUAGAAGAUGAGGAGGAGGAAGAAGAGGUACUUGCUGCCCAGGAUCUGGUAGACUUUUCUCCAGUGUACCGAUGUUUACAUAUAUAUACUGUGCAGGGUGCAAGAAACAUAUUUGAAAACUAUUACAGAAAACAGAGGAGGAAACAGGCUCGACUGGUGCUACAGCCACACUCCAACAUGCAUGAAACUUUACAAGGAUACAGAAAAUAUUUUCAUCAGAUAGUGGGUUUUUUUGUUGUGGAAGACCACAUUUUGCACACAACGAGAGGCUUGGUGAACAAGGCCUAUGUGGAUGAGUUAUGGGACAUGGCCCUGUCUAAAACCAUUGCUGCACUACGAACACAUUCAUCAUUUAGUACAGACCCCACUCUAAUCCUUGACUUGAAGCAUCUCAUUGUCCUCUUUGCUGAUACAUUACAGGGAUAUGGAUUCCCUGUCAAUCAGCUCUUUGACCUACUUCUUGAAAUCAGGGAUCAGUACAAUGAGAUCCUUCUGAAGCAGUGGGCAUUAGUUUUUAGAGAAAUCCUGGAGCAUGAUAAUUACAGCCCGAUUCCUAUUGCAGAUGAAGCAGGCUACAGACAAAUUUUAGGUCAAUUUCCUUUUCAGGAUGCAGAACUGGAAAAGCUUCCUUUUCCUAAAAAAUUUCCAUUCUCUGAGUUUGUGCCAAAGGUUUACUGUCAACUGAAGGAAUUUAUUUAUGCUUGUCUAAAGUUUUCAGAGGACCUUCACCUCAGUUCAACAGAGAUUGAUGAUAUGAUUCGCAAAUCAACUAACCUCCUCUUGACACGAACCUUGAGCAACUGCUUACAGAAUGAAAUUAAAAGGAAGAAUGUUGGCCUGACAGAGUUAGUUCAAAUCAUCAUAAACACUACACACCUUGAACAGUCAUGCCGCUACCUGGAGGAGUUUAUCACCAACAUUACCAAUGUGCCUCCUGACACUGUCAAUGCUACUAAACUCUAUGGAACAUCAACAUUCAAGGAUGCUCGCCAUGCUGCAGAAGAAGAAAUCUACACCAACCUAAAUCAAAAAAUUGACCAGUUCUUGCAGCUGGCCAGCUAUGACUGGAUGGCAGCUAGGGCUAAUGGAGAGCCAAGUGAUUAUCUGAGUGACCUGAUUGCCUUCCUAAGGAGUACAUUUACAGUUUUCACUCACUUACCUGGUAUGGUGUAUGAACAUGCUACCAUGCCGGGUAAAGUGGCACAGACUGCCUGUAUGUCUGCAUGCAAGCACCUUUCCACCUCUCUGCAGCAAAUGUUGCUCCAGUCUGAUAUAAAGCAGAUUUCAUUGGGUGCACUGCAACAAUUCAACAUUGAUGUCACGGAAUGUGAGAACUUUGCCAGAGCGGGGCCUGUGCCUGGGUUUCAAGGGGACACUUUGUUGCUGGCCUUCAUCAACUUGAGACAACUCCUAGAUCUGUUCAUUCAGUGGGACUGGUCUACCUACCUGGCUGAUUUUGGUCGACCCAACUGCAGAUACCUCAGGGUGAAUCCACACAUUGCACUAGCGGUCCUGGAAAAGAUUUCCAAGGCGAUGAAAGACUCAAGUCGUAAGAACGCCGUGUUUGCACAGUUUCGAAGGAAUGAGAGGGAUAAGCAGAAGCUAAUUGAAACAGUGGCCAAGCAACUGCGCACACUAAUUAACUCCCAGCAGACUUGAGAAUGGGUUGCCUAAAACAUUCCAAGGAUUGCCCACCUGAUGCUCAUCUUGUCAUUUCUCUACAUUAUUGUAUAUUCUCUAUUUUUAAUAGUACUUUCUACUUUUGAACAUGCAAGCUUUGCUAGUAGUACCAAUUUAUAAAAGUAAUGGAGUUUCAGGUUAGCAGAAUGUUUGUGUUUUCUAUGAACUUCAUUUUUGGCUUAAUUUCUAUAUCUGGCUGGCCUUUUAUAUGCAUUAGGUGAUGUGUGGUUUCUAGCUGGCAUCAGCAUUGGUGAUAAACCCCUCUUCCUGACUGUGUGCCAAGGAAAAGUUCAAUAUGUGUCUUCCCCGACUAAGCCUCAUACUUCUUUACAAUGUUUAUGAGGAGGUUCCUGAGGCUUAGAUGUUUUAAGAGACUGAGUAUGUGUUUCGUAAUUCAAGCAGAUCUGUGCAGUCUCAUUUCUACAAAAGAUUGUGAAUAUAAUUAUGGUCUUUAGUCUGCUUGUUGAUCCCAAAGACAUAGUUCACCUUUUUUAGAUCUGUCUAACACUGCGAAGACAGUAAAAUGUUUGGUUCAGUAACAUCUUUAGCUUAAUCUAGAUAGUCACUUUGUAAUGACUUCAGUUUAGUUUAGAUGGUCGCUCUCAAGAACAUGUAGAGUUGUAAAAUUCUCUCUGCUGUAUCCGUGCUUGUAGAAUCGGUGCUUUUAAGGCAGUAACUCAAUCAAAUGACACACAGGUAAUUAUUUAAAUAUCUAGUGUCAAACAACAAAACACUUGCAGUUGUCAGGAAUUUAAUAAAUACUAAUAUUUAUUAUAUUUUAAUUAAUUUUAAUAUAAAUGUUCAAAAAAUGCAUUUUUAUUUUAUGGUAUAUGACAUCAAAUGACUGGAUUUGCAUAAUGUGUAUUCUUACCAAAUAAUUAUCUGACUGGUGAGAAGAUAUCUAAUGUCAAGCAUGAGAUAACCUGAGGAGCAUUGUACUUUUCCUUCACAGUGUUUAACAUAAACACACCAUUACAUGACUAAAAGAAAACUUGCUGAGAGCUGCACAAAUGCGAAGUGCUUAGUCAAUUUACACCAUAUUGUUGAACAUUGUUAUGCAAUUGUCAGUGAGUAAAUGGUGAAUCAUUUAAAGUGGCCACAUAUUUAAGGCCAGCUUAUUUCUUGGAAAGCUCAUCUCCAAGUAGCAUGGUAUUUUCAGAUAUUGUGUUUAUUGUCUUUUCUGCUAGAAGUUACUUCUGACUUAAACAAAAGAUCAUUGGUACAGUAAUUAUGCUAGAUCAGCUAUGACACAACUUUGGUACUUAGACUACCCUUCACAAAUUUUUUUUGGGGUCCUGCAUAAACAUUGUAACAGAAUAGAAUCUAUUAAAGACCUGUGCCAGCUGGCAGUAAAUUGCAGCCAGGAUGGCUGUUUUUCUGACAUUAUUGUCCUCAAUUCUUAUUAAGGAGAACUGACUAUGUGAUGACAGUGGUACGUGAACAGCACAAGAUCUGCUUGGUUUUCUAUAGGUAGAUUUUGGUGACUGCUAACUUAAACCGUUAUAGGUCAUUUUGCUGCUUAAAAGCCCUCUGCUGAUGUUCAGUGGACAGCUACUGAAGUAUACCCUGGAACCUUCUCGGGGGACCUGGAUUUAAUGAAUUGGGAUGAAGGAUUAAAUGACAGUUGCAGAAAAGUUAAGCGUGAGCUCUUACAGUUCUACUGAGACUGUCAGCUUUUAGUGUAAUUCAAUAAGUCCCAGUUGUCUCAGUGUUACCAAAUACACGCUGUCUCUACUGUACAGCUCCUAAGUUAACCUGUUAAUUGCCAGCUGCCCUAUCCAAUGGCUCAUUUACAUUUGUCUUCUCAAUAUGCCAUGCCACAUGGAGAAGGAUGCAAAAGCAGAAGAACUGUAAAGAAAAUGAAUAGUGUGAAAUCAACCAGCUUCACAUCUAAAAAUAAAGGUGCCUUUUUCUUCACCUUUAUUUUUUUGAAAGAUUUCAUGUUUUUUAUCUUUUAUCAUUGUAUUAAGUAUAUAAAAGUAAUCCAUUUCAGCAUUUAUAAUCCCAAAUUUCAGUACAUUUUUAUGUUUCUAUCCUCUAGCCAUCCCAAACUCGUUUAGAAUGUGAUGUCUGUGAACCAGUUAAACAGUGCAGCAAGCCAGUCAUCAUACCUUGUUAAAACACCUUUAGUAAAAACAUUCAUAUUCACAUUUGCAGCAGAACUGGGACACUGGUGUUUUAUAUUUCACAAAACAGGCUGAAGUGUUUGACCCCUGUGUUCAUUAGCUGUGUUUUCUAUUUGGAUGACUCUUGUAUUGUAAAAGUGCCUUCUUCAAAUUAAGACUUGCAUACCUGCUGUCGUUUAACUGUCAGAUGUUUCACUUUUGUCUCCCAGUAAUACACAAAUCAAUCUGUUUAUUUCAGAUGCAGCCACAUCUGUCUUGAUGGGUAUGGGUUUUCCAUUGAAUUUAUUUUCACCUUGUCACGUCAUUAAGUAAAGUGAUUGCCAAUGUAAACAUGGCAGAGUAGCCAUUCAGAUUUGGAUACCUGAGCAAUAAAUGGGCCUUGUUAACUCCAUUUGGAGUGGUUCUCAUUGUCCUUUUAUAAUCUGAAUUAUUAGACUUUUGAUGUGUUUAUUUACAGACAGUGAUAGUAAUUAGCUUUUUUUUUGUGUGUGUAUAUGAAUGCCUCCAGUGACACCAAAAUAUAAUUUUUUACAACUGUUUGACUUCAAGGGCUACAUAUUAAGGGAUUAUGUGCCUUCUUUGGCUCUUUUGAUAUUCAGUCUUGAUUUUGUGAUAGUGCUGCCAUAUUCAACUACUGUACUGUACUUCAUUGUGAAAUACUGACUAUAUUGCAACAGCUAUCUGGUCAAGUGCUCUAUUUGCUUUGAUAUAUAUAUAUAUAUAUAUAUAUAUAUAUAUAUAUAUAUAUAUAUAUAUAUAUAUAGGUAAACCUCUGACAUCAAAAAAGGGAAUGUUUUGACAAAGAGAAUUAGUUAAUCUGCUACACUUCUCAUUUUUUACAAUUACCGAGUCUACAUCCUAGGUGGAGGAUCAUUAAAAAUCUGGUAAAUAAACAAUAAAGGUAUAUAGAAUGUAGGUGAUGAAUGAGAAGUUUAAAAAGGCACUUGUGUGUCACCUCUCCUAACCAGACUUGAGCCUGAUGGGUCAAUCUCGAUGAUCUAGACUGUAGCAUUGACUCAACCUCACUCAUAACAGUUUGUCUGUGUGAACCUCUAGAAGGCCUCAUUUUCUGUGCCUCAGUCUACUUUUUAGAGCUUAGUCUGCUCUCCCUAAGAUCUGGUGAGUUGUGGGUGUGAUAUACAGUAACCAGUAUAAAUAUAAUUUUCUCUGUUUGCUGUUAAAAACAGCUUGUCACAAUGUUACUUUUCAGUGUUUCAGGAUGGGAUUAUAGUAUGGGAUUUUGCUUUAUGUAAAAUUUAAAGGUUGUUUUGCAGCCUUUUUUUUUUCUUCUGUUUGACACAAAGCUACUGAGCUGUUCAAUACUAAGAGAGGGGAGUAUUAAAUGGAACAAAGGGAAUAAGAAUUUUGAUAGAGAGGUUUGGGGAUUUUGGUUGUGCCUGCUGUCUUCAACAUUGUAUACUCAUUGUAAAGUUUUAUUAAUGUUGCAUAUUUGCAAUAAAAAUUAUCUAAGUCA